UUUGCCGUUGGGCUGCGGGUGGUGAACUGUUUGACGGUUUCCAUGGCAAUCUGAAGCGCCUGUCAAUCAAGCACCACAGCUCAGCACGGAAGAGUCAAGUUUAGCAUCGAUGUUAAGUCUCCGCGUUUGACUACCGAAAUCAGUCUUAACCAGUGGACACUGAGGAUUUGUGUGUCUCUAUGGUACUGCUGUAUGACACUGGAUACUUGUCUUCAGCAAUAGGUAAUGGCUGGCAGAGGCUACGGCAGAGCAGACAGAGAUGCAGAGGACACAGAUGAGCUUCUUUACACAGAUCUUCACAGCAGUGUGUCUGGACUGGACUCUCCUCCUCUCAAACUGGACUACUGUGACCUUCUCCUAGAUGCUAUUGAUGCUCAGCUUGGUCAGCUGCAGGUCCAGCCCCAGAAACAUCAGGUAAUUUCUAGAGAGCAUGAUCGCAGUGAUGCAGCUCUUCUCAACUGGAGAUCACUGAGCAAAGACACAGGACUUGGGAGUACUACUCAAACAAAUGACACUCCUACUUCUUGUCUUGAUUUGAUGUACACUUACUCACACGCAAUGGAGCAAACAUCAGAGAGUAGCAGAGGCUGCCAGGCCGGUCCCAUUACUCAUGACAAAACUAAACUGAGGUUAGACAGAAGGACAAGAGACAAAGAGGAAAUAGAGACUCAGAGGGAGCAGGUGAUGUGGAGGCUCCAGAGGCUCCUUGGAGACACCUGUAACGAGGGAGGGAUGACAGGAGUAACCCAGCCUCCUUCAGACAGCAUCUGCACUGAGGACUUUGUCAGAUGCUUCAGAGAUGAAAUGGUCGAAUUGACAUUGCCAGUGAAUAAUGUGCAGCAACUUGACGAAGAGGCUGAAAGGACAGAGAUACUAGACUGUGAUACUUCCCCGGGUGAACAAAAAGGACACUGUAUUCUUAAUGUUGACAGAAGAGGAACAGCAAUGACUGGGGAAAGCAAUAAAGAAAAAAACACAGAGACUGCUCACUAUUGUCAAAGAAAGGAACUGGAGAAAUGUGUUUAUGACAGCUAUGGAGUUAGUGAAUCAGGAGCAGGAGAGACCUACAACACUCCACAUAGGCUUGGUGAUGAUGGCAGUUGCAUCCACAGAACAGAAGUUGUAACAGAACAUGAAACCCUGCAGCAGAGCAGCAGUUCUCCUAAGACCAGGAGCUUGGCAGGAUGGCGCUCUCGCAUGCAGUCUGUCAUGGCCAUGGACCACUACUGCACCGACCAGAGUGACUAUGCCACACCCACACCAGAGGAAAGAGAACCUCUAUCUACAUCAGCCCAAAAAUCAUCUUGUGGAAACGUACAAAACCGAAAUCCUGCUCUCCGUAAAGCAGAGCGCAACAAGAGAGAAACUUACAGACUUGUGUGUUCUUUGGAGAACAAUGACAACAACACAGAUGAGGAAAUGAAUCACUGGAGCAGUGGAUGCCGGGCUGAGAGGAAGUCAGAGAAGAUGCACUCUGAUUGGGCAAAGAUGAAAAUGCGCCUCUCUACACUCCGACAAAAAUGUGAGCAGGAGGAGCAGACACUCCAGGACAAGAAGACUCAGUUACAAGAUGUCGAGGUCUGCCUUUCUGAACUUCAACAAAGAAGAAAGCAUGCUUUGCAGGACUUAGAGAAACUGACUGUAGAGACAGCAAAAAUGGAGAAGGAGAGGAAGACUCUGGAGUUGGUUCUGAGAGACAGCAGGGCAGAGAAAGACUCUGUUAGUUGCCAGCUGCAUGAGCUGCAGAGACAAAGAGAGUCCUGCAUCCUCGAGGUAAGAGACGUGAAAGAAGAACUUGCAACUCUGAGUCAAAGUAAACAGACUCUGAAGGAUUCGGUCUUCACGGAGAGGCCCAGUGUCGUCAUGUCAGUGCUGGAGAGAGAGGAGAUGGAAAGACAGCUGGACAACGCCAAAGCAGAACUGUUUGCUGAACAGCGACGUGCAAGAGAGAAGCAAGAGUCCUUGCAAGAAAAGUUGGAGGAGACCUGUGAGGAGCUCCAGAGGGUCACGGAGGCGGAGAGCUUACUCAGGAACAGCUGUGCUCAUCUGGAGGAGGAACAGAGGCAGAAAAAGGAUCACAUCGAGGCAGUAGAGUGUCAAGUAAGCGAGCUGCAGGGUGAACUGGGAGAAUGCAAGAUCAGAGUGGGUACUCAAGAGAAGAUGUUGGCCCAGAAGGAGCUGCAGGUACUAGAUUUACAGGAACAACGUGGGGCUUUACAAGCAGAAAGUGAUGGACUGAAGGGGGAGCUACAACGCCUGGAAACCCAGCACUGCAAUGCACAGAAAGAGGCCCAUGAGCAUGCUCAUAGAUUGAUGGUGGCAGCAUUAAAGCAGCAAAAGAAAGAAUUGGCAUUGGCUCAUGAGCAGCAAAUGCAAAAGGUUAAUAAGCAGACUAAGGAGGAAAAGGCAAACGCGUUGAAAGAACAAGCUCUGUCUCACACACGACACAUUGAGGCCUUGAAAAAUUCCAUCCAGCUAAAAGAAGAAGAGGCAAAGAAGCUGAGGGAUUCUCUGGAGCAGCAGAAGCAGGAGGCAAAGAACCGGGAAGAAGAGCUGCAUGUAGACGCUUUGGAAAAGGUGCACAAAGCAGUAGAGGAGGAGAGGAAGAAGUGGGAGGCAGAGAAAGUGGAAGCAGUGCAGGUGCACUGUGGGAUACUGGAAGAGCAGAAUAGAAAGAGGCUGAAAAGCAUGAGGAGUGAGAUGCAGCGAGAGAAGAGUAAAGCACUGGCUCUUCAACAUAAAAUGAUGGAACUAGAAACUAGAGUGCAGGAGAUGGAGGGUGAAAGCUGUGCGCAGCAGCGAGAGCAGGACUCUUUGCUGGCUGUUAUUUGCAAAUCGCUGAAAGAAGAGCAUCAGGCUGAGCAGAAGAAGUUGCAGAGACAGAUGGCACAGGAGAGUCAGAGGGCAGUGCUGCGGCUCCAGCAGGCUGUUGAGCUGGCAGAGAAAGAGGCCGACAGGCUCCGGGUGAUGCUUGAAGAAAGGGAGAGGAACCAUAACCAAAUCACAGCUGAACUGGACCAGCAGCUCAGGCACUGGAACAUGGAGCUGGGAGCAGAGUGCCAACAUCUACACCUCUUAGUGGAGCAGAGUGGCGCCAAACAAAGUUCUGUGCACCUAACUCCCAGUCCUACAGCAGCUGAGGCUCUAACAAACCUGAGAACACUAAGAGAGCAGUUGAAGCAACUGAUCAACCAUCUACAACAGGAGCUUGAUUCACAGAAACAAACCACCGAGCAGCUGAGAAAAGACAAGGAGCGCGAAUUGAGCAUCCAGAGGCAACAGCUGAGGAUGAACAGAGACCAAGCCUUGGAUUCUCUAAAGGAGCGUCUCAUUCAGGAGCACAUUGAGGAGUUAAGCAGUCUGAACUGGCCUCAUAUGUGUGAUGGAGGGGCUGAGGGAGGAGGAGUGGCAGCAUCACUUCGCAAACAGCUGAAGGCCAAAGACCUGGAGCUCAGGCAGGUUCAGAGGAGCAUGGGUCAGUGGAAGGAACAGACUGCAGCGCGUCUGGCGUGCAAGUUUGAAGAAGAGUUGACAGCAGAACUAGAAAGGUGCAAGACAAAGUUGUUAAGGUGCAGAAAACCAUCAAAGACUCAAGAGGAGAGUUGGAGAAAGUGUGAGAGGCCUGAAGGACAGAUGGUGUUUAGUGCAAAGGAAGCUCAGAAUUCGGUUUGCUCUGCUUCCCUCCAUGUUGUGGCCUCUGCUGCCUCCCACAGCCCCUCAGACGUGGCUUCAUUUAAGCUUCUCCGUUACCUCCAGAGCAGAGUCAAGCAGCUCCGCGUAGAAAACCAGGCCUACAGCCAGAGCCUACACCCAGAGCCUUCAAAUACAAGCCCUUUAGAUUUGCCCGGAUCCUAUCUUACAACAAAGCACCACAAGAAACAAGACACAUCAUCCCAAACUAGCUGCUUGUCCUCUAUCACUCAAGGUCAAGACGUUACUGGGAUUCAGAGUCACUCACCAGUCAGGACUGUCUUCAGUUAAGGACAGGCAGCCUGUGUGUGUUGCAAACACCAGUAAUAUAAUGUAAUGUCUUUCAAGCUAUUUUCUGUGGCCAUAGAAAUGAAUCAUUUACGGUUACGUGUACUUAGGAUGGCAGGUUAACAAGCAGGUCACAGUGACAAAUUACACAACCCAAGAUUGAGUCAUUUAGUUCACAUUUUUUCUGUGUUAAGGCAGUUUAAUUUCACAGCUUCAGCUUACAAUAACCUGUGAAUAGGCAAUAAACUGACAUUUCACCAAAGACCAUGUGAGUUAUGUCAGAGAACCUCAUAAAGCAGACAGGUCUUUAUGGGAAUACUAUGUAUGAUCAUAAAAGAUGUUAAAUUGUACAAAAAAAAGGUUUGUAGAUUGCUGGCAAGUUCAAACUAAAUUAUGUCAUUAGCCUUUAAUAUAACGACUUAACUGACUUUGUGAAAAUGUUUUGUCUUAAUGUAAAAUAAUCCACUGGAACUAAUGUCAAAUAUUUUGCUAUAAUCAUUAGUUAGCCAUGCUUCUGUUUUACAAUGUGUCUCAGCAGGCUGGAGUAGUUGUGUUGUUGGAUCUCCCUGUGAGAUCAAAAAUGUUUAAGAAUGUAGGACCAGCACCUAUUUAUAAAAAAAUUUGCCAAAUCAUAAUUGUCAGCAUUGUUAUCAGAGCUGGCCCCAACUGAACUGAUAAAUAAAAAUCAUCCUCAAUUAAAACAAUGACAUGGCUCUAAUUCACUUAAAACAGUAAAUCAUUUAAUUUUGAUGGACAAAUUUGAGUUCUUUUUUUAAAACCUAAUAGUUAAUUGAUUAAAACCUUACUUAGCUAAUUUUUUAUCAAAAAGUUAUGUAUGUAUGCAUAUGGUCACUUUCACAGGAGUUAGUCCUGGACCCCUACUCUUCCUGGAGUGAAGAUAACACAAUGAUUACACGGUUCACCAAACAAGACGAUUGCUUUCACUUCACUGAAGUAAGAGUGUGUUCAACUAUGCCAUGCAGAAUCUCUACAUGGACAAUGUAAGAGUUUAUUCAAAAACAAAUAAAAAAUCUGAACACAUGAUGGCUGGUUGCAAUUCUGGUUAUUUAUUUAUGAAAAUACAAUCAAAUCAUAAAUAAAUGUGCAUUUCCAUGACUCCUUUACGAAUAUCUCAAAGCUCACAGAUGGCAUUCUUGCUAAGCAUUAUAUGAAGAUAAACGUCUAUCACAACAAGAACAAAAGCAAGCAGGAAGCUGUGCGCAAAUGUGAACACACAGUAAUAGUUAGUGUCCUGGCAAUGAUAUUCGUAAGCUUAACAUAAAAACUGUACAAAAUUCAGAUGCUGCACCAGAUGUUUAACACAGAACAAAGUCAUAUUAACCCUUGUUUUGUCCUCCCGGGUCAAAAACUGACAAGAAUUUGAUAUUGGAAUGAAAGUGACCAAUUGUAUGUUGUGUUGUAUGGAAUCCAAUCCAUUUUUUUGUGGUAAUUUGGUUAAAAAGAAACCCAUAUUUCAGAUACAGACAUUUUUUAAAGAGGUCAAAUUUGACCCGAGGACAACAGGAGGGUUAACAGUACACCAGUGUGUUGUUGGUCAGGCUUUGGCCAAAAUAUGUACAACGUUUCUUAUUUCUAAUGGCAAAAGUUAAUUCUGUACUAUAUUUAAAUUGGUUAUGUAAGGCCGUCUUUAGAACUUUUCAAAGUUUUGAGAUCAUGACAGGUGUCUUGGAGAUUUAAAUAAAUAAUACUCAUUAAGUCAGCGUUAUUGUUACAUAGUUGUAUGUGAUUAUAUUGAGAAAAAAACUAAACUGAGUGACUGUAAAGCAAAAGAUGUGUUGCACAACUGUC
Molecule: messenger RNA, 5787 nt
Organism: Etheostoma cragini (Arkansas darter)
Lineage: Eukaryota; Metazoa; Chordata; Actinopteri; Perciformes; Percidae
Product: trichohyalin
Exons: 30
Coding region: 226-3981 (1251 amino acids)
Source: RefSeq, a predicted model, not a curated record